CACAAGGUCGGUUCCUUCAUAACAUUAACAAAAUAAUGUCAAAACUGUUUCACUAAAUACUUAUAUGGGUAGUUACAAACUUCUCUUAGUUCUUGGUAGAUCUUAAAUAAACACUUCAGAAAAUGUAACUGCAUAGUUAUUUGGGACUAACAUGUUGAUGGAAAUUGUAUGUUGAACAUAUUUGGUUAACUUAUAAAAUGUUCCUGUUUAAUCUGUGGCAUUUAUCUUGUAUAAAUUCAGAGGACCGAAAAUGGCUGAGGAGUGUAGCAAAAAGUGGAACAAGACCAAUUCCACCAAGACGUGAAGCAUCUGAAAAACAGCAGAGCACAAAACAUGCUGAACACACAGAUGGGAAGAAUGUUGUUGCUUCAUCAGAGAAUGAGGAAGACACUCAAGUGAAACAAAGAGAAGUGCAGAAGAGACCUGCUGAUGCAGUACAGAGUAACAUGGCAAUUAAGGCAUUGAAGAAGUUUAGAUGUGUGCCGUUUAAUGCAUGCAAGAUAACAGAAGAAAACUCUGAUGAUAAUGCCAUCCAAGAUACCCCAGCUAAGAAAACCAGUCCAGCAGCAGAAGAAGAUGCCAUGCUGUCCAUGGAAAAGCCAAACAAUGCUCAAGGCCCCACAUCAUCAGGGUUCGACCAGCCACAAGACCAGUUUGUUACUGGUGCAGAGUUUGACAAACUUUUAAAUGAUGUCAGGCAGCUGCAAGGGGUUGUUGCAAACAUGAAGAAGAGGUCAUCAGCAAAAAGACCAUACCAAACUACAGUGCAGCCUCCACCAUCAACAACACACCAGCUGCAGCCUCCACCAUCAACAACUCACCAGCAGCAGCCUCUGUCUCAGCCUAUGGACUUCGCUCUCCUUGGAUCUGCCCUUGAUCAUGCCCCAACAUCUGACUCUCCAUCACCAUCACCGUCUAUUCUUUAUAAUGGCCACACCAUUGAUAACCUUAGAGACUCAGUAUCAGUGUGUGAUAAACUUUUGCAGGCCACCAAAAUUGUUUUAUUUCAGCUUUUCGACCAAUCAUAUAUCUUGAGCCACAGUGUUUCAGGCAGGGCAUCCAAUGCAAAAACAGUGGCCAAACCCCAGUUUGAUUCGAGAUUAUAUGGGGCCCUUGUGAAAGUAUUGAAAGACAAAUUUCCUUCAAUAAGUGAUUCUGACAUAACAGCCAAAAUUCAUGUUAUUCAAAAAAUGUUGAAAAAAACAAAAUCUCUGAAGUUUCCAAGGGUAUAAGUGAGUGAAUGAAUGAAUGAAUGAACGCCAAGGAUGUCAACUAUCUCCAUUUUUGUUCUCUUUAUUUACCAAUGACCUACUUGAAUAUUUGUCUGCUGAUAAUCAGAGGUGUAUCGAUUUAGAUUUUAUUGAACUGUUUAUUCUGCUGUUUGAUGAUGAAAAAACUUAGCAGAACAAUCCUGGAAAGUACUGUCUAUUGUUAGGUCCUCUAUGAAAACCUUUACAAAUUUACCACUGAAUGUCUUAUUACAUAUAUUUGAUGUUAAAAUUCUUCCAAUCUAGAUGUAUGGUUCUGAAAUUUGGGGUUUUCAUUCCUCACCAAAAUGUUCAAAAUAUUCAUGACAAGUUUUGGAAGCAAAUACUUCACCAUCUAUUACUACUCCGAACAUCAUUGUAUGUGGUGAAAUAGGUCGCUAUUCUUUGAAGGUUAAUAUCUACUAUAAGAUUGUGAAAUACUGGAUGGACCACGUUAAUAAGUCAAGACAAGAAUAUAUUUUUAGCUACCAAAAAAAAUGAAAUAUUUUGCAUCCUGCUGAUCUUGUGUUCACAACUCUGUACAAUUAUACCUCUAUGUUCAUUCUGUCACUUUUAUGGCGCUUCAUGUCAUAUUUUGGAUCCUUCUGACAUGUAUGUGUAUAACGGGCCGAUGGCACCUUUACACAUCUCUCACUCAGCUUUAGACAGUAGGAAAAUAAGCAAAGCCAUUUAAAUGACUUUUAUAUAUUUUUCUGAUGACAAGUUUAAUAAAAAGGAAAUCACAUCCAAAUCUAGAUUUCUUUUAAUGUGUUCUUUGUUACUAGAUCUUUGAUAUAUUUUACAUCUAUGUGUGAUGAAUAUAUAUGCUGCAUGCCAGCUAGUCAACAUUAUGUCAACUGGUUAUUGACAUGGCA
Haliotis rubra (blacklip abalone) is the source of this 2122-nucleotide messenger RNA. RefSeq lists its product as uncharacterized. The record is from RefSeq and is a predicted model, not a curated record. NCBI's taxonomy places the organism in Eukaryota, Metazoa, Mollusca, Gastropoda, Lepetellida, Haliotidae. Bases 198 to 1232 code for a protein of 344 amino acids. The transcript has 7 exons.